Molecule: messenger RNA, 912 nt
Organism: Psilocybe cubensis
Lineage: Eukaryota; Fungi; Basidiomycota; Agaricomycetes; Agaricales; Agrocybaceae
Exons: 4
Coding region: 1-912 (303 amino acids)
Biological process (GO): regulation of gene expression; rRNA processing
Cellular component (GO): nucleus
Molecular function (GO): ribonuclease III activity; double-stranded RNA binding
Source: RefSeq, a predicted model, not a curated record
AUGUCUUCUUUAGGUCAUGAGGGAUUGCCCCCUAUCCCCAAGAUCGAUGGUGAUGUCGACCUUAUGCUAGACGUGUUCACGCACCAGUCCCUUCGAUUAAAUCCGGUCAUGAACCACGAUUAUGGUGAUAGCGACCGCCUUGCGGAAUUAGGAUCCAAAGUUCUUGAUAUGGUGGUCACCUAUCAUCUUUUCUCUGGAAGGCCUUUGUUGACCGCUCGCGAUAUCGAGAUUAGGAAAGCAGAAGUCGUGUCAGAUGAAAAUAUCGACUCGUGGCUCAAGGCGUAUGGCCUCAAGGAAAAACUCCGUAUUUCUCCUGAUAAAGUUGAGGUUUUGCAGGAUCCACAGGAACUGCGCAAAUACUUCUGCACAUACAUAGGCGCCCUUUAUAUCCGUAAUGGUCUUGCUGUAAUUCAGACCUGGAUAUCUUGUUUGAUUGAUCCUGGCGUUGAUGUCAAGCUCCCUGACGCAGCAUCUCCCAGUAUCCAUAGUAGUUCUCCGCCACCGAGCCAUGUCGGUUACCAAGGUUCCUUUUCAACCGCAAGUUAUUCGUCCCCUCCUUCUAGUCAAUCCAGUAUGGGAGGUUUUGCAAGUCCUCCUCCUGCACCUCCUGUUUCUAUAUAUGCACCUCAGCCCUCGUUCCCUCCUCCUCCUCUUCCAGGAAAUCCGCCGACAACUGUACCUUCAUCGAUGAGCCUGGUAACGUUGGCUCUCGUGAACCAGACUGCAGCUCAGAAAGGCCUUCAAGUGACCUAUGCAGCAGAUCAAGUUGGACCCUCUCACCAGCCUACCUGGACCGUCAAGUGCUUUAUCAACGGAGUCGAAUAUGGCCGCGGUAUUGGCAAGAGCCAGAAGAUAGCAAAGGAAGAAGCGGCUAAACAAGCUUGGACGACUAUGGGAUGGGGACCUUCUUAG